Protopolystoma xenopodis is the source of this 270-nucleotide messenger RNA. Lineage: Eukaryota; Metazoa; Platyhelminthes; Monogenea; Polystomatidea; Polystomatidae. The record is from the annotation of a GenBank genome assembly.
AUGGCCUGGGCGUUGUUCUACCUCUUCGACGCGAUGCGACCGAGUCUGCCGUGGGCCACCUGCGGCAACUGGUGGAACACUCAGCGUUGCAUCAGCUUCCAGGAGCAGAUAACUCUGGGCAACCUGGCCAGCCUCCAGGGCUCGGGCGGCGAUGUCGGCAACGAGACACGAAGUCUCCUGCUCUCCAAAGGCCUGAAGUUCCACAAUCUGACGGGAAAUCUAACGCAACUGCGCGAACAAUUGCACUCCUCGACGGAAGAAUACUUUUAG